Arabidopsis lyrata subsp. lyrata is the source of this 1636-nucleotide messenger RNA. RefSeq lists its product as uncharacterized. Lineage: Eukaryota; Viridiplantae; Streptophyta; Magnoliopsida; Brassicales; Brassicaceae. The record is from RefSeq and is a predicted model, not a curated record. Bases 108 to 1454 code for a protein of 448 amino acids. The transcript has 4 exons.
AGAUCGCGCAUCACCAAUCGCAGUCAAAAGGAACGCAAACGCGAUCUCUUCUCUCUCAAAAACUCUGAUUCUCUCUCUCGCAACGCUUUUUCUUAAUUGGAUCGUCUAUGGCGGACAUCGACAUCGACGUCGGGAAAGAGCCGCUGAUAAACCAUGAAAACAACAACAAGAAGAAGAUCUUCAAUCGCUGCGUCUCCCACCAACAAGACGAGCUACACAGCUUCCGUAAAUACCUAAGAUGGAUGUGCGUAGAUCACUCAAGUCCAUGGACAGCGAUUCUCUCUUGGACCAUGUUCGUCGUCUUCACCCUCGUCGUUCCUGCGAUCUCUCACUUCCUUCUCGCUUGUGCCGACUGCGACAGUUACCAUUCAAGACCUUAUGAUUCCGUUGUUCAGCUUUCUCUAAGCAGCGUCGCCACCGUCUCUUUCCUCUGUCUCACCAGAUUCGUUAGCAAAUACGGUCUCCGACGAUUCCUCUUCUUUGAUAAACUCUGGGACGAGAGCGAAACUGUUCGACGAAAUUAUACCAAUCAACUCAAUACUUCGCUUCAUAUUGUGUCCUACUUUGUGAUACCUUGUUUCUCAGCAAUGAGUGCAUACAAAAUUUGGUGGUACGCAUCAGGUGGAUCUCAAAUACCGUUUUUAGGAAACGUUGUGUUAAGUGAUACAGUGGCUUGUAUAAUGGAGCUUUGUUCUUGGCUUUAUCGAACAACCGUAAUCUUCCUUGUUUGUGUUCUCUUUCGUCUCAUUUGCCAUCUUCAGAUCCUUCGUCUUCAAGACUUUGCUAAGCUUUUUCAGAUUGAUUCAGAUGUUGGUUCUAUAUUGUCUGAACAUCUUCGUAUUAGACGUCAUCUUAGAAUCAUCAGCCAUAGAUAUCGUUCUUUCAUUCUAUGUUUAUUGAUUCUUGUUACUGGAAGUCAGUUUUCUUCUCUGCUUAUUACUACCAAAGCUUACACUGAAGUCAAUAUGUACAGAGCUGGAGAACUCGCUCUUUGUUCGAUGACAUUAGUCACUGCACUUCUGAUACUAUUACGAAGUGCAUCAAAGAUCACACAUAAGGCUCAAGCUGUGACAUGUUUAGCUGCAAAAUGGCAUGUAUGCGCGACGUUAGAAUCCUUUGAUCAGACAGUAGAUGGAGAGACUCCAACUUUGGUUGCUAGAAACAACAACAACGAUAACAACAAUGGCCAUGAUGUUAUUACGUUGACAGAAUCAGACAGCGACGAGUAUGGUGAUGAAGAAGAUGAUCUAGACAAUAAUAACAUUAUUCCUGCUUAUGCUUUCAGUACCAUGUCAUUCCAAAAACGGCAAGCUCUAGUGAGUUAUUUUGAGAAUAACAGAGCAGGAAUCACAGUGUAUGGGUUUACACUUGAUAGAGGUACUCUCCAUACAAUCUUUGGACUUGAAUUGUCUCUUGUUCUCUGGCUUCUCGGUAAAACCAUUGGAAUUUCUUGAAUCUCUUUUGGGAUCAUCAAGAAACCUCCUAAUGUUUUGGCAAUGAAUCACUUUCACUUUCUAAUUUCUACUGUAAAUCAAAUUAUUUGUGCUUUAAAUACGCCACUGUAUUAUUACUGUUGUUAUAGAGUUCAUGUUAUUAUUGUAAAUUAGAUUCGAAAUAAAAAAAGCCUUUCUAUUUA